AUGCUUCUUGCUGCUUCCCCACACUCGCAGCCGGAUGCCUAUGACGCACUUUCCACCGCGUCCGCCCUACACACUCCCCAGCAACUUGCACAGCUCGAAGCUGUGGCGCGCGCACAGGCGCGAGAGACACCAGAGUCGAGUUUAGUAUCUGAUGAUGAAAAGUAUCUCGCCGCACAGCUGGUGUACCUUGCCUCGCAAUACCACGGAUCGGAGUAUAAUCGUCAAAAAGCAAACGUACCGCAAGGGUUGUACAUACCGCUUUCUAUUCAGUUGCCUACGCAUAUCGCAGAACUUAGGACGCGUCAAGCAACGUCAGCUGAGAGACAGGCUUGGUUCGUUGGAGAGGGUGAUGAGCUUACCGAGGAUAUGGAUGUGCCCAAGGAAGAGGAUAAUGACAGCACUGCAAGCAAACCCGAAGACGAAGGUUCCAGGUCCCCCAAAGUGGUUCCUGGUCAACCACAAGCGAUUGGUACCCAGACCGAGACUGUUCAUUUCGAGCAAACACCACCUUCAUAUCCGCGUCGACCCUCUUACUUCCAGCCCGAAAUAGUGCAGGUCGAUUUGCUACACGAUGCACUGGGAAAUUCUUUGUUUCCUGCAUCGACAAGAUUGCCUCACGGUGCGUUGGCAUUGCUCGGGACUCAGCCUCCUGCGUUGGACCCGGAUGUAGUGGAAACCCCGCCCCCUCUCAAGGAGACUGAUUUACCCCAAUUCCCUGAGAGAUUUGUGUUAUCUUCCCCUCGUGAUAAUAACAUGCAGCAGUUGCCUUCGACUCGCCUCGCCUCGCAGUCGCAGCCAUCCCCGUCCCAUUUUUUGCGUCCCCUCUUGCCCCUCCGUCCGGCCCCAGUCCACGUCGCGCCUUCGCCUAGUCCACAACUUCAAUUGGCCCUCGAGACGGCCAUAUCAAAGGACACACUCCCUCGUACUCCUCCAAGCUCAGCUCCGCCUUCCCCUGGGCUUGGAUCAAGGGCCCCAAGGCCACCCGUGCCCAAAACCUCAGAGUCACAUCCUAUAAACAUAUCUCAAGUUAUUCCUCCCGACCACAUUGGCGCAAUCUCUUCCCAACUUACUCCCCGAUUCCAACCGCAGGGACAAAGUUCAUCGCCCCAAGGGACAUACUUUUGCAUUAACCCAACCUACAGACUCGACCGAGUCAUAUAUGUUCUCACGGCUCGCGCUUUUGAAGCAAGGGCUGCUAUGGCAAAAUACUCCCCUGUCCCUGUCCGUGUAAAAUUUGGAGAAGGGAGCACCACUGGGCCUGCGGUAUUUGUGGGUCCUGGAGUGAAGAGUGAGCCGAAUAUCAGCAAGUCCACAACUCCUGCAUCCCCGGCACCAAAUGGAAAUAUGUUGGGCUUGGGACUUGGUCUUCAAGGAAAUGAAUCUCCAUCGCCUGCCAGUACUAGUGCUCCUGGUCUUGUACCGCCGAAUAUAAACGACGAUUCACAUCCGAGGAAUAAACUCCCAGCGCCCAUUGUAUUGCCAACUCUUCUACCCCCACCGUCGGCCGGACUUCCCCCUCCUCCCAGCCUGAAUGCAUCUAACACGAUAAUCAGCCGGCCUGUCUUAGGGAACCUAUACCUUUCCUCUUGCCCAGGGAAGAAAGUUCGGUUGAACGGGCCCACAAGUACAAAGGGUCGAGGUGCAAUUUGUCGAGACCUCAAGGCCGAUUUAGAAAGAAUUAAGCAGACAGGAGUUUUUUUGAUUGUUUGCUGCUUAGACGAUGAUGAAUUGGAGUUUCUGGGCUCUCCAUGGGAGGAAUACCAAAGAUACGCAAAGGAGGUUGGCCUGGAUGUUUUACGAUUGCCUAUGCCGGAGGGUCUGUGUCCACUUAGCGUACAAACUAUGUCAGAGCACAUGGACAAAAUAAUCCGAAGCUAUACUCUUAGGGGUAAGCAUGUCCUUGCCCAUUGUCGAGGGGGCGUUGGACGUGCCGGACUGGUUGCUUGCGUCUGGAUGUUGAAGUUGGGCAUUUGUGGUUCCAUAUCAUCGAAGCAGCAGCAAGACCCGGCAUCUGGAAUUCGGCAGAUGACAGAUUCCAGAGAACAAGUAAUACGGGAUCCAGUAACACAAGCACCUCCUGACCACCUGAUGCGCGAACGAAAGGUCCCAAGAGAUAGCAUGGAGCUCCUUGAGCGCGUAGUAUAUAUUAUUCGGAGACAACGAAGCGUGAAGGCUAUCGAGACAUACGAGCAAGUUAGGUUUUUGUUGGAGUUCAUCGAGUAUUUAAGGGAUUUGGACGCGAAAUCUGAGAUGCAGUCAACGUCUUAG
Messenger RNA from Rhizoctonia solani, 2268 nucleotides. Its product is annotated as Dual specificity phosphatase, catalytic domain. The coding region runs from base 1 to 2268 and encodes 755 amino acids. The transcript is spliced from 5 exons. NCBI's taxonomy places the organism in Eukaryota, Fungi, Basidiomycota, Agaricomycetes, Cantharellales, Ceratobasidiaceae. Gene Ontology annotation, molecular function: phosphatase activity. Gene Ontology annotation, cellular component: nucleus. Gene Ontology annotation, biological process: dephosphorylation. The record is from RefSeq and is a predicted model, not a curated record.